Molecule: messenger RNA, 3357 nt
Organism: Dermochelys coriacea (leatherback sea turtle)
Lineage: Eukaryota; Metazoa; Chordata; Testudines; Dermochelyidae
Gene: CCDC71
Product: coiled-coil domain containing 71
Exons: 2
Coding region: 863-2047 (394 amino acids)
Source: RefSeq, a predicted model, not a curated record
GGAGCUAGGAGUGACGAUCUUUCUCCUGGGCAGGUGGGCCAGCUUUAAAACCUCCUUUGACACACGUUGUCUGCACCAAACACAGCCUGGUACAAGCGUCCCACCAACGGAGUCAUUCCUGAGUCACGUAGUGCUAAGUGGGGGGGGGGCAGGAGUGUCACAGGGGUCAGGAACGGUUCUGGGUUCGAGCAGGUCUGGGUGGCUUUUCCUCUGGGGGUUCUGUCACAUGCUGUUGAUCCUGUUAAUAAUGCGAAUAAUUUCCAGUAGUCAUAAAAAGUAGCAACGAGGCCAUGAAAGAAAUUCAUAGCGGUUCAGUGCAUCUGUGAUCCGCCCUGUGCCGCCUACACCCUCAGGUCAAUGAGACUUUAUUGGCACAACAAACUCUUCAGGUAUUGCCAAAGUAUAGGAGAGUCAGAGCCUUCCAGAAUAUGUUUCGGGCAGGUGUGACCCGGCCGCUGUGGGGUGUGUGCCCCACUGGAGAGCUAAUCCCCUCUCGCCACGUGUCAUUAUGUUCAUUAAUGGGUUGCUACAUAGUGCCAGGCCAUCCCCACCCAUCCUCUGGCUCCUCUCUCCCCAGGUUGGGCAGUUUUUCCGCAUUGCCCUUGGAACAGACGUCUCUUCUGCUGCUGGAUAAUCGGUGGAGAGAUUUUUCUCACAUUUCAUUGUAUUCUAGACACUGAGGAGAAAGCGAAUCUGUCCCACUGGCUGCGCAGUCUCUUCUCUCUGGGUUCAGACUGUGCUUUGUAACAGCCAGUCUCCCCCUCAUGGAGCCUGCCUUAGCUGUGAAUGCUUCACUGCAGAGUGUCCAGCGUUGGUUUUCAAGGAAUUUGGACCUAUUGGAAGCUCCUACUACCCUAAUGCCAUGAAUAUUGAGGUGAACAAUGUGGAAGAAAAAGCUGUCCACUCUUGGUCAAGAAUCUCUUCUGCGGGACAGAAAGCCCUGGAGGAAGCCCUCCGAGUCUUCAACCCCAUGUCCAAGGACCUUUCAGACACUGAGACCCAGCUGGUGGCCUUUCUCCAAGGCCUCAAGGAGGAAGGCCACCAGCCCACAAUCUUAAGGAGCAAGGAUGUGUAUGGGUACAGCUCCUGCACGGCGGCUACUCCCAGCCAGACACACGAGAGCACACAAGACAGUUCAAGCACCAGCGCUGCUGUCACUGACUGUAAAGCUCCGGUUAGAAGCCCUGCAGUGACAGCAGAGAUGCCUGGGACACUUGCGGGGGUUUCAGUCCGCUCUCCUAAUGUCCGCACCAAGCCUGUCUCGAAAGGAAGUUCCACAAACCUGCUGCUGAACUCAUUGAAAGAAACACGGUCAGGCACAUCGAAGGCCUCAGCAAUGGGCUUCCCAGCUAAUAUGUACCCUGACGUGUAUCCAGCCAUGAGACUCUCUGUCGUUCUGGAAGCCUUGGUCCCAUUGAAAGCCACAGCAUCCUGUUUGGAGUCCAAAUACAAACCAGGGCAUCUUGGAAUCUCCCCCUCGGACCUGAAGCUCCUCAAGGCAUCGGGUGCCUCGAGGCAGAACACUAAGCUACCCUCGGGGCAGUUAGACCCCAAAGGCUAUAAACACAUAGUUAAGAAAGCGCCAGAAUCUCCCGCUCUAGCUGUAACACUUCUGAAGGGAACUAAAGGUGGGGUGCUAAAGGAGAGUAAUGCUUGCAAAGCAUCUGGAAUCCUGAAUGGCAGGAUUACAGGUAGCUCAUCUCAGUGUUGCAGUGGGGGGUCACAGUCCAAGGCCUUUAAAAAUAAAGCCAAGGAAGUUCCAGUGGGGAGAACUGAAUGGAAAGACAGCAGUAGUCAGGAAACCGUUGGGCAGAAAAGGAAAAGAGCCGAGGAGGCAAAAGAAGCACCACAGAAGAAGAAGAAAAAUGCCAUGAAUAAACCUGAACUAGGUCAGAGCACUUUGAACCUGCUGAGAUCCCGGGCCAUUAAGGUGGACAGCUCGUCAUCAGACGAUGAAGUGAGGCGGAGAGCACAGAAGAUCCUUAGGGUUAACCUGUCCCCUGUGAUCAAAAUUCAGCCAUUGUCCCCCUCUCACAAUGUCCCCUGAGUUCCUUCCUUUUGUCACUUUUCUCUUAAAUACAUAAGUGUGAACCAGCUGCCAGGCUGUGGAAACAUGUAAGAGCCACUUCCAUUCUCUAGUGUCCGGCAACAGUAUCAUACCCGGUACCUGCAGACUUUGGGCAGCUUGCUCCACGGCUGUUGCUGGCUGCCUGGUGACAUUCUGCAGAGUUGGACUGCACGAGUACAAACCCAUGUUUAGAAAUACAGGACAAUGACUCCCAGCCCCCGUGGUGAGCUGAGCGAAACCAGGUGCUAGCGUUCUGUGCUGUGCUUUUUUGAACGUGGUGGAGCGUACGUCUGUGCAGUGGGGAGCGCGUGACUUUCUCAUGACGUUCAUGCACUGUGAUAUUUUGUUCUUUUUCAAGCUGUACAUUUAUUGGUUUUAUUUUGAUCAAAUUUUAUAUCUUUAUUAUAUAUCUAUAUAUCUAUACACACACAAUGCCCUGGCACUAUCUGAAGACACAUUUCCUCCGCCCCUCUGGAUUUGGGUUCAAUACCUUUUAUUUUUUACCUGCCAUCAGUCAGUCUUUUGUCGAAAGGUACCAGGGUUUCUUUCCCAUCGUCAGUGUUGUUACCCGUCUGUUCUGGGCUCUCUUGAGAAGCUCAGAAGCAGGCAGAAUUAUAGCCACACAUUUGUCUCUGGAAACACCAUGCCGGAUGGAGACUUACCAGCUCAUAGUUGAGUUGAGUUCAGAUGACCUCUUCAAAGAAAAUGGAAAGUAGGGGAGGGUUGAUUGGGCUGUUAGCGCUGAGUCUAUCUGAUGGCUCUCUGGGUGCCGUCCCCUUUCGCUAUUAGCAGAAACGCUAAACGCUUCCUGCGGGUUUGCUUCCAAAGAGCGCCACGGGAAAGGUGCUGUUAUGCCCUGUUUGUUAACAUAAAAAAUGAAUUUGUGGCUGGUUGUCGACCCACGAUCUGGGGCUGCCAAUCCGCGGAUACUUGUUAUUUCCUGGCCAGACUGUCACCACUUGCGUGCUGCUGAACAUUCCAGUGACUUUCGGGUUAGGUCGAGACCUCACCCACUGUGAUUCUGAAUGUAUCGAGUGUUUGCUAACGUUCUGCUGGCUCCAGUGGAAUGGGUAUGGAUGAGAACCAGAGCACAGCAGCAGCAGGUUCAUAAAACGAGUUUCCAGCAAUUUUUUUAACAUUUCAAGAGAAUACGGUAUUAGUUUCCGGGGAGUGGUUUGCGCGGGGUUAAGCCACUGUAUAUUUAUUUCUCGUCCUGGAUUUCAGAUUUGCCAGCUCUUCUGGGAUUUUAGGGUGGUGAUCUGCUGCAGGGUAUAAAAUCUUUCUCUGCA